Molecule: messenger RNA, 3101 nt
Organism: Paramuricea clavata
Lineage: Eukaryota; Metazoa; Cnidaria; Anthozoa; Malacalcyonacea; Plexauridae
Source: the annotation of a GenBank genome assembly
CAAAACAUCUUGAUUGCCAUCAUAGUUACCUCCGCCAGGAGGUUAUGUAAUCAUCUGGGUUUGUAUGUGUGUGUGUGUGUUUGUCUGUGAGCACGAUAACUCAAGAAAUACCAAACAUAUUUAUACGAAAUUUUUUGAGUUCAUUUCCCAACGGCUAAGGAAGAACCGAUUAAAAUUUGGUUGAAUUUGGUUAAAAAUUGAACGAGAAAUCAACAAAAUUUUGUCUUGCUUUUCCUGGUCAAUUAAAAACUCACUGAAUGCGUAAUUAGGACGUGUAUAAUGUAUGCACGCAGUACUAAGACAAUAAUGAGAUGAUAAAAACCUCAUUAAGUUUCAACCUUCAUUAUCUAUUGUCUUAGUUGCAUUUCACAUGAUUGAAAUUCAAUGGGGGUGGAGGUAUGCAGUCUCUGAGUGCCCUCUAGUUAUCUAUAAGUCAAUUCUCAUUUAGGUGUACGGUUCUGUGGGCAAGCAUUUUUUCACAAAAGAUAUAAAUCUUGAAUACGAGAUGAAAUCAAACGACAGUCAUCGCAUCAGAUGGGUGCAAGGUGAUUGGACAGACGACUCGGAUCAAAUGAUAUUAAUCUUGCAAACACUUUUGGAACGCGAUGGACAGGUAUAUAAAAUGAUAUUGUUUGAUUUGCAUUUUGAAAGUUAAUCUAACAAAAUUAUCCACAUUAACUAAAACUUAAAGAUAAUCUUUAACCCAAUUUGAGUGGCAGCACUCUCCCCUUGACAAGUAAAAUCAUCUGGUGUUCGACUAAGUAAAAUAAUAAAGUAGGGUGCAUCAGGGCACAUUGACACUUGAAGGGUUAAUUUAUAAAUGUAUUUAGUCUGUAUGUUUCAGUUUGACAAGAUGCUGUUUGCAAACAAGAUGCUGACAUGGUGUAGGAAAGGUUUUCCAGAGUUAGGUGACUCAGGAGGAAUGGGAAGAGGAAUGACGACAGUUAAAGUGUUGGAACAUCCUGAUUACCUAACUGAUCCACAUCAGGUGGGCGGUCAAUAAAUCAACUGCUAAUUGGUGACUUGAUCCAAUCAUCCAAUCAAAUGAAUGUGUCGAUUAAAUAAUGAAUUGAUACACUCAAUCAAAUGGAAUGAUCCAAUCAAUUAAUCCAAUCAAUAAAUUUCUCCAAUCAAUCAAUGAAUUUCUCCAAUCAAUCAAUGAAUCUCACCAAUCAAUCUAUAAAUUUCUCCAUUCAAUCAAUGAAUUUCUCCAAUCAAUCAAUCAAUGAAUUUCUCCAAUCAAUCAAUAAAUUUUUCCAAUCAAUCAAUAAAUUUUUCCAAUCAAUCAAUGAAUUUCUCCAAUCAAUCAAUGAAUUUCUCCAAUCAAUCAAUAAAUCUCUCCAAUCACAUCUCCAUGGCAACAGGUAAUGUUAUUUUGUUUUGUCUAAUAUAAUUUCCAUAAUUCUCUAUAAACUAGGCGGCACAUGACAUAUGGGUAAAAAGUGGUUAUUUCGUAGCACCAAAUGGUGGAGUAAUGCGAACGUCAAUUCUUGGAACAAUGCAAUAUCAUGAUUUGCCCAAAGUUAUAGAAAACACCAAGAAUGCAUGUAAGGUCACUCAUGCCGACCCUCGAUGUGUUGCAUCAUGCGUUGCUGUUACCAUGGCAAUAGCACUGACGUUGCAAGGUAAAUACAAGAUGAAGAGUGGGGAAUAUGAUGUUGAUGAAAUAACAAAGGAAGCUCAUGCAACCGCUGAACAAGAGUUGGAAAAAAAUGAACAUGUAUGUAUCAAGGGACGUAUAUAUAGUUCACUCACCCUUCAUUUAAGAAAGCCCGAUUUCAUUCCUGUCUGUACAAUCAUUUAAAAAAGCAUGACUACCAUCCUGUUGAUGAAAGGACCUUCCUCGGCACAAAACAUCUUCCUCGGCACAAAACAUCUUCCUCGGCACAAAACUUCCUCGGGUAGCACAACAGCUACUUGUAUAGACUGGGUCCCCAGGUUUGUUGAAACAUGUAUCACCUUAAUUCGUAACUAAGACUUGAAAAACAUUGUUAUAGAAAAAAGAGUUGCAUGCCUAUAUGUUUGAGAAGAAUGUGCAGAACCUAAAACUUGGUGAAUCAAUUGGGUAUACAUUCAAAUGUCUUGGUGCAGGCUUCUGGGCAUUCAAGCAGAAAAAUUUCCGCACAGCAAUACAAGAACUUACUAUGGAGGUAAAAUAUUUAAUGAAUUAUAUAACUGUAUUUCUGAUUAAUUCCAUAAAGCUAGAAGUACAUUAUUAUGUGUUAUUAUCUAGGCUGGUGAUGCAGACACGAACUGUGCAGUUGCAGGAGCCUUACUUGGCUGUAAAGUUGGAUAUCACAAAUUGCCUGAAUCUUGGGUCAGUGGUUUGGCAUAUCGCGAUUGGUUGGACGCACAUAUUGACAGGUAGUGUUAAAAAUGUUUGAAUUUUGAGCCAAGGUCACAUCACCUUCAUGUGACCUAUGGAUACAUUCUUUGCAAUUGCUCCCCAGUCUUAAAGAUGUAUAUAUAGCUUUCACGUUUUUGCGCUCCUACAACGCGAUAAAUAUGAUCAUGUCUUUCCAGAUACCUCAAACUCUUGUGUGCACAACACAGGGAGAAUCAAGCUGACAAGCAUGGAGAAUAAUGUGAGAAGUGUGGAGUCUCUUUUGAAAACACGUUAAGUAAAAUUUGGUAAUCAACAAAUUAUUGCACAAAGUGGUUAUUCCUGCGACAUGGAACUAUUAUACGCACAUUAAAUAAGAUAUUGGUUUAGAUCUACACAAAUUAUUUCUAUGCACAAAAAUGAGGACACCUCGCCAUCACAAAGAAGGAAGGUGAAGUCUGUGAUAUAUUUCUACAUAUAUACAAAUACCUAGCCUCCACGGCAGACGGGCUAACAGGCAGCCCUGUGUCUAUAUCGCGUUCCCCAACAGCUCCUCACGGACUGGUGUUGAACCUUGAAAUGUGCCUAGCGAUGCUGGCGAUAUCGAGCCCUCUCGUGAAACGUCGGAAUCUGGUCGGUCAAUGUUCGGAGAGAACGCUCGUGCCGACGAUGGGGUCGCGCUCGAGCCACCCGAUUCUGAGUCGGAGUCGAAGUCCGAUCUGUAAUUUACGAUGUUUAGUUAAAUUUUUGGAAGAGCAAAAAAUAAAUGGUUUUAACA